ACUUCUCUGCCAACUUCGCCAACUCGCCGGCACUUGGAGCGGCCCGGCUCCCCUCCCGGCGCCCUCGGGCCGCCCCUGCCCUGAGCCCUCUCGGUUCAGAGCCUCUCGGGCCACCGGGUUCCAAGGGAGCUUGAGGGAGCCGUCUUCCCCACCGGGUCUCAGCACUGGCCGCAGCUGGCUCGCGAGCCAUGCGCCCCCUGUGCCCCCUGGCCCAGCCCGUCGCCCGGGGGCUGCUUUACUGACUGCCCAGCCGCGUGCCCCGACGGUGGCAAGUUGCAGCCGCUGCGGUUGCAAACCCCGGCGGGCCCGGAAGAGUCCCGGCGGGGAGCGCAGCGCGGCGCCCCCCGCCCUCGCGUGCCCCGCAGUAGCCGGGCGCCCGCUCACCCUCCUUCCCCCACCGUCCCUUCCUUUUCUCCUCAAGUCCUGAAGUUGAGUUUGAGAGGCGACACGGCGGCGGCGGCCGCGCUGCUCCCGCUCCUCUGCCUCCCCAUGGAUAUGCACUGCAAAGCAGACCCCUUCUCCGCGAUGCACCGGCACGGGGGUGUGAACCAGCUCGGGGGGGUGUUUGUGAACGGCCGGCCCCUACCCGACGUGGUGAGGCAGCGCAUCGUGGAGCUGGCCCACCAGGGUGUGCGGCCCUGUGACAUCUCCCGACAGCUGCGGGUCAGCCAUGGCUGUGUCAGCAAAAUCCUGGGCAGGUACUACGAGACCGGCAGCAUCAAGCCUGGAGUGAUUGGUGGCUCCAAGCCCAAGGUGGCAACGCCCAAAGUCGUGGACAAGAUUGCUGAAUACAAGCGACAGAACCCGACUAUGUUCGCCUGGGAGAUCCGGGACCGGCUGCUAGCGGAGGGCAUCUGCGACAAUGACACGGUUCCCAGCGUCUCAUCCAUCAACAGGAUCAUUCGGACCAAAGUUCAGCAGCCUUUCCACCCAACACCGGAUGGCGCAGGGACAGGAGUGACUGCCCCUGGCCACACCAUCGUUCCCAGCACGGCCUCCCCUCCUGUUUCCAGCGCCUCUAAUGACCCAGUGGGAUCCUACUCCAUCAAUGGGAUCCUGGGGAUUCCUCGCUCCAACGGUGAGAAGAGGAAACGUGAUGAAGUUGAGGUAUACACUGAUCCUGCCCACAUUAGAGGAGGUGGAGGUUUGCAUCUGGUCUGGACUUUAAGAGAUGUGUCCGAGGGCUCUGUGCCUAAUGGAGACUCCCAGAGUGGUGUGGACAGUUUGCGGAAGCACCUGCGAGCCGACACCUUCACCCAGCAGCAGUUGGAAGCUUUGGAUCGGGUCUUCGAGCGUCCUUCCUAUCCCGAUGUCUUCCAGGCAUCAGAGCACAUCAAAUCAGAACAGGGGAAUGAGUACUCUCUCCCGGCCCUGACCCCUGGGCUUGAUGAAGUCAAGUCAGGUCUAUCUGCAUCCACCAACCCUGAGCUGGGCAGCAAUGUGUCAGGCACGCAGACAUACCCCGUCGUGACCGGUCGUGAUAUGGCGAGUACCACUCUGCCUGGUUACCCCCCUCAUGUGCCCCCCACUGGCCAGGGAAGCUACCCUACCUCCACCCUGGCAGGAAUGGUGCCUGGGAGCGAGUUCUCAGGCAACCCAUACAGCCAUCCCCAGUACACCGCCUACAACGAGGCUUGGAGAUUCAGCAACCCCGCCUUACUAAGUUCCCCUUAUUAUUAUAGUGCCGCCCCCCGGGGCUCCGCCCCUGCCGCUGCUGCCGCUGCCUAUGACCGCCACUAGUUACCGCGGGGACCACAUCAAGCUUCAGGCAGACAGCUUCGGCCUCCACAUCGUCCCAGUCUGACCGCCCACCCCGGAGGGAGGGAGGACCGAAGCGACGCGCUGCCACUCGGCCACCGUCCCUGUCCCACCCCCCCUCCACCUCGAGACACCCUACACCCCCACCCCGCGCAGCCCUUCACGUCGAUGGCCUGACCGGACGGGACCGGUGGAGCCGGGGGUGGGACCCUCAGGCCCGGGCCCGCCGCCAGCCCCGCCCGCCGCCCCUCCCCGCCUGCCUGGAGCACCGCGCCGCCCGGAAGCGUUUCUGUGACACACAAUCAGCGUGGCCCAUCGCGGGGCAGCCUGCUUCCGACGCCCGCCCGGGCACCGGGAGGCUUCGCUGGAGAAGCUGGGCAAGGGAAACUAAGGGAAGGACUUUGUGCCGAAGGAGGAGCCGCGGGCGGAACCCCGGGGGAACUCCUGCCCCACCCCCUGCGCCUGCCAGGCUGACCCCGCCCUCUGUCUGCGUCCUGCGGCGCACAGUGGCACCGGGACUCGAGAAUCGGAUCGGACUCGAGGGACAGCGUUUGGGACGCCGGAGUUUUCCAAGGCUGGUACCCAGGGCGAGCAGACGCCAACUGAGCUCGUCCAGCCGAACUGCCCUGUUCCCCAGGGCCUGGGAUCUCCUCCUACGGUGACUGUACUCUCGGCCCCGCCUUGCCCCUACCUCAGCGCCUCGUCCACCUGCCGGCCUCUCACUUUCCCCUCCUGCGCGCCCUCAUCCCACGACGCCUUGGGUCUGGUCCCAAGCACGCAGCCCCACCCGGGCCACCGCGGGAACAGUUUCCUCCGACUGCGGCUGCGAGCACCGGUCUUUCCCAACAGUAACUUGCUGCCUCUCCCCGCAACCCCAACCCCAAACUCCCAACCUGCGGGCGGGCGGUAGGAGCCAGGAGGGAACUGACGACCCAGCCGUCCAGAGAUGGAAACCAGAGGCUGCCCGCCCCACUCCCCCCCCCCCCCCAGCCUUCCCUUGGGCAGGGGCUGAACAUAGCCGCAAGAAGAAAAAAAAAAAGGUCUACACUUAUUUAAUAUUAUGGUCUUUGCAAAAAUGAACAAAACAAAACCCCAAAAGGCUGCUUUGUAGAAAGACGGUGUGUGUGGUGUGGAGGCGAACCUCUCUCUGUACAUAUCCCCUCCCUCUCCGCCCCGCCCGCCGGGUACCUAGAGUCCCUGUCCCCACCCGCCCUGCCUGUAGAUACGCCCUGCUGUCCGUGCUGUGAGAGUCGCCGCUCGCUGGGGGGAGGGGGGGACACAGCUACAUGCCCACUAAAGCACAGCACGUCCUGGGGGAGGGGGGGCAUUUUUUACGUUACAAAAAAAAAAAUUAUGAAAGAAAUCUCUAUGCAAAAUGACGAACAUGGUCCCGUGGACGCCUCUCGCCUCUGUUUCGUUGGCUGUUUCUCUGUAAUUCCGUGUUUUCCCGCUCUCACCUCCCUGCAUCUCUCCCGGGUCAUCUCCCCUUUCUCUGCUACUCUCCUCUUCUGUGUCUCUUUCUCUGCCUCACUUGUCUCUGUCUGGUCCCGGCCCUCCUGCCCCAGGCCUCCAAGGCUACAUCAAAAGUGGCAGAGCCAGCCUCCGGGCUAGCCCCUUGUGGUCUUGCCAACGUGCCCGGGCCAGGCCGCCCUGCCCUGCCCCGCCCCGUAGUUGCUCUCUCGGUAGCGGCGAUGCUUCCUGCAUGUCUUCUCAACCGUGGAUCGUGACGACUCGAAAUAACAGAAACAAAGUCAAUAAAAGUGAAAAAUAAUAAAAUAAGUAAAUAAAUAAAAAUCCUUGAGCAAAUCCAAAAAGGCUUGGAGUCCUAGCCCAGAUCUCUGUUCCCUUCGAGCCUUUUUAUUUGAAAAGGAAAGCGAGAAAAGAGAAUAGUUCAAGAGGAAUGCCAGCGCCUGGUCCGGGUCCAGUGGCUGGAGCCGGCUGGCGAGGGUGCCUAGGUCCCAGCUCCGAGGCCAGGCGCAUCCCAGUCUUGUGUGGGGCUGGCCCUGCUCAAGGAGCGCGGGAUCCAGGAUCAGGCCUAGCCUUCGAAAGGUCUUCCACAGUUCUGGUCUCCUGCACCACUUUCAACGUGUCGGUUCGUUUUGAUUUUUUUUUCUUCUUUCCUUCUUUCCUUUCUUCCUUUCUUUUUUUUGUGCACAUGAUAAUAAUAAAUAAUAAUAAUAAAAUUUUGUAUGUCACUCC
Messenger RNA from Onychomys torridus (southern grasshopper mouse), 3957 nucleotides. RefSeq names its product paired box 2 (gene Pax2). The transcript has 11 exons. Gene Ontology annotation, biological process: anatomical structure development; regulation of transcription by RNA polymerase II. The record is from RefSeq and is a predicted model, not a curated record. Lineage: Eukaryota; Metazoa; Chordata; Mammalia; Rodentia; Cricetidae. Gene Ontology annotation, molecular function: RNA polymerase II cis-regulatory region sequence-specific DNA binding; DNA-binding transcription factor activity, RNA polymerase II-specific. The coding region runs from base 490 to 1740 and encodes 416 amino acids.